Molecule: messenger RNA, 1328 nt
Organism: Etheostoma spectabile (orangethroat darter)
Lineage: Eukaryota; Metazoa; Chordata; Actinopteri; Perciformes; Percidae
Gene: rabepk
Product: Rab9 effector protein with kelch motifs
Exons: 8
Coding region: 230-1282 (350 amino acids)
Molecular function (GO): protein binding
Source: RefSeq, a predicted model, not a curated record
UGGAAACUACGUUUGGAAAUUAGACAGUGGUAUUAACCUAACCAACGUUGCAACGUAACAUUUACGUACGUAUGUUUUAACGUAAAGCCGUCUCAUGGACGGGACAGCCUUUACAGUCCCACGUAGCUAGUAAUAAGAGUAAUAACCAAUGUCACUGUAUGAAUGUUAGAAAGUGGUGCCAAAGGAUACCGAUAGUUCUCUCCUCAUUCCACCCGGAAACAGAACAGCCAUGGAGUUUCUCCCAGUACUUGACCCUCUAGAUAAACCCAAAGAAGGAAUAUGGUAUUCUUUGAUACCCAGGGGCGGUGCUCCAGGAGUUAGUGUGGGUCACACCUGCACGUUCAUUCCAUCUGGAGAUGGGGGAAAAGGAAGAAUAGUUAUUGUUGGGGGAGCCAACCCCAGCGGCUGUUUCUUACAUUCGCAUAUCAUAAAUCUAGAUAAUCAUGAAUGGGACAUCCCAGACUGGGAGGGUAUGGAGUCACGGUAUGAACACUGCAGCUUUGUGCCAGAGAGCUGCCCUCAGAGCCUGUGGGUGUUUGGAGGUGCACAGCAGAGCGGCAAUCGCAAUUGUAUCCAAAAUAUACAGCUAACAGAGAGUGGGCCUCGCUGGAAGAAUGUAGUGGUGAAUGGCAAACCCCCCGUUCCUAGGACAUACCACACCAACUCAGCUUGCAUAGGGGACAGACUAUAUGUCUGUUCUGGAGGGGAAGCAGGAGCUGCACCUGUCUCAGACCCCAAACUUCAUGUCUUCGAUACAGUGUCUUCCAUCUGGUCUCAACCAGAAACACAAGGCAGAAACGUGCCAGCCAGGCAUGGCCACAUUGUUGUGGCAGUAGGUUCAAAGAUCUACAUUCAUGGAGGCAUGGCUGGAGACAAAUUCCACAAUGAUAUGUACUCUCUUGACACAAGGAGCAUACAGUGGGAGAAAGUGCAGGCCAAAGGAGACAUCCCACCAGGAGUAGCAGCCCACUCAGCUGUAGUUCUGGGCAAGAACAUCUACAUUUUUGGGGGGAUGACUGCAGAUGGAGCUGGCAACUCAAUGUACAGAUUUAACACAGACAAAAAUCGAUGGGUCCUCCUGAAGUUUGAAGGGGAUUUGCCACCCAACCGCUUAGACCACUCAAUGUGUUUAUUGCCCUGGAAAGUUUGUGGUGAGGGAAAUGGAGAUAAGGAAUCAAACAGCCCAGCAGCAUCAGAGACAAUAAAUCUGGCUUUUGCAUUUGGAGGAAUGGAUACCCAAGGUGUCAUUCAUAAUGACUGUAUUGUGACUGUGGUGACAUGAUGCUGUAAUAUUCAUUUACCCAACUAUAAAUAAAAUGAAGUACUUA